Messenger RNA from Didymella exigua CBS 183.55, 426 nucleotides. RefSeq lists its product as uncharacterized. Lineage: Eukaryota; Fungi; Ascomycota; Dothideomycetes; Pleosporales; Didymellaceae. The record is from RefSeq and is a predicted model, not a curated record. Bases 1 to 426 code for a protein of 141 amino acids. The transcript is spliced from 4 exons.
AUGUGCAGCAGAUACCUGUAUGCACCGUCACUUGCGCUCCUCCCUUGCCUGAAGUCGCAUUCACCCAAGGAUCACGCGAAGGCAGCAGCACUCACAUCAAGUGUAGUAUCUGUUCUUUUUAGUUUAAUGCACAGUGUCGCCGGUAUCGCACUAUUUCCGGUGUACGCGAACCUUUUUCGUUGGUGCUCACGGCAAGGCCGUGCUGCCGAAGAAUCUGGUGGACUUUUCCUAAAUGACGUCACCCAACAAGUUGAUAUUGUAAUUGGGAGGAUGGAAAUACAGAGCGCGCGAAGAGGAAGGGGCAUCGCCAAUGGUGUCCAUGUAGCCCUUUCUCGAUGGAUUGCGAACGCUUCCAUUGACCUAAACAAACUGUGGUUCACUGAAAGACGAACGCCUCCUGCGCCAUCUUCUCGAGCUGCUGCGUGA